Molecule: messenger RNA, 924 nt
Organism: Cinara cedri
Lineage: Eukaryota; Metazoa; Arthropoda; Insecta; Hemiptera; Aphididae
Source: the annotation of a GenBank genome assembly
AUGAGAAGUUUAAGUUUAUUAGAAGUAGAUGAUUUUGAAAAUACGACGACGUGUUGUGAAGCAGCUGGCUAUAGACGUCAACUUGACCGUUUUGAAACAGUUUUUAUAACUGUAUUUUGGAAUGCAAUUUUGGAGCGUUUUAAUAGCACAAGUAAAGCGCUUCAAAAAGUAAACACAGAUUUGGAAAAAGUAGUCGAAUUCUAUACAUUUUUACUUAACUUCAUAACUUCUAUUCGAAAUGAUAAAUGUUUUAAUGAAUAUGUCAUUUUGGCAAAAAUAAAAUAGAGUGAAGAGUACGAGUUUGAUAAAGUAAGGACUAAAAAACACAAACUUUAAGCAGGCGAGACAAGAUAAAAUAAAGUCCAUACGACUGGAAGUGAUAAGUUAAGAAUAGAAACAUAUUUUACCAUACUGGUGAAGAGUGAAAUUGAAAAGAGAUGCGCUGCUUAUAUUAACACAUUUAACAAAUAUGACUUUUUGACUAAUUUAAUACUACUUUCACCUGAAGAAAUAACUCAAAAAGAUAAUAAGCUUCAAGAAUUUUAUAACGAUGAUUUAGAAAAAUCAUUCGCUUGUGAAUGUGUUAAUUUUCGAGCAUAUCUUCAAAGUAUAAAUAAAAAUAUUGAUGGAGUUAUCGAGUUAUUAAUACUCUUAUGUGAUAAUAAUUUAGAUACAGUUUUUCCUAACGUAGAUAUUGCUUUACGUAUACUUUUAUAUAUGGUAAUAACUAACUGUUCAGCCGAGAGGUCUUUUUCUACGUUAAAACGCGUAAAAAAUUAUUUGAGAGUAAGUAUAGAAGGGGAUAAACUAAAUUUACUGAGUUUAUUAGCAAUUGAAACUGAACUAGUGAACAAAAUGGACUUCGAUGCCAUAAUAGAUGAUAUUUUUAACCCCCAAAACACACAGAAAGCCGAUGAGUACUAG